Messenger RNA from Drosophila hydei, 1676 nucleotides. RefSeq names its product phospholipase B1, membrane-associated. The record is from RefSeq and is a predicted model, not a curated record. Gene Ontology annotation, biological process: phospholipid metabolic process. The coding region runs from base 295 to 1572 and encodes 425 amino acids. NCBI's taxonomy places the organism in Eukaryota, Metazoa, Arthropoda, Insecta, Diptera, Drosophilidae. Gene Ontology annotation, molecular function: glycerophospholipase activity. The transcript has 4 exons.
CUACGCUGUCCGGCUCUGGGGGCAAUCCAUAUAAAAUCAGCAUAAUCAGAAAUUCUACCGGGCAGUUGAUUCUAUGCGGUCAACGGAGCCGGACGCGCUGCCUUCUGGGGCCAUAAAUUUGCAAUAUAAAUAAGAGAAUUAAAAGGUUUUCGCUCGCGACAUUUUAUGUAAUUGUGCAAUUCUUUUGUUGCAAGAUUUACGAAUAAAGAGAAACAAAGAUUGAAAAAAGUGAAUUUCCAAUUUAAACUGAAUUGAAAUACGAAAGAUUUAAGCAAGCGAAAGCUGUAAAACGAGAUGGGCAAGACGUCAUUAAAGGAGCUGUCACUCGUUCUUUCGCUGCUGCUGCUGCUUGGAUUGAUCGGCUGCGUGACGUCACAGCGCACGUCACUGGAUGUGACCUUCAGGAAUGCGUAUCGACCACUUCGUUUGCUCAGCCUGGCCUUCACUGGACGAUCCGGCGAUCAGCCGGCGAACGUGCAGCGCGUGCGUAGCGCGGGCAAAACCCAAAAAUCGAAUCCGCGUACGCGCGCCCUUCUCCAAUUCUGCGACACCGAAGAGGGGCCUGGCAGACGCAGUGCUGAGCGCCCGAGCAGCGUGCAUCGACUGCGGCCCGGCGACAUAGACAUUAUUGGCGGCAUGGGUGACUCUCUGACCGCGGGCAAUGGUAUCUUCGCCUCCAAUCUGGGGCACGUGACCGUGGAGAAUCGAGGCGUGGUUUGGUCCAUUGGCGGACAAUACAAUUGGCACAAAUAUCUCACCUUGCCCAACAUACUCAAGGAGUUCAAUCCCAAGCUCUAUGGCUAUUCGCUCAAGGAUGGCCUCUCCACGGAUCGCUCAUCGCGCUUCAAUGUAGCCGAGCUGGGCGCCAUGUCCCGAGACAUGCCCUACAUGGCCAAGGUGUUGGUGAAGCGCAUGAAGCACGAUCCCAACGUGAACAUGACCCAGGACUGGAAGCUGGUUACCAUGUUCAUAGGCAACAACGACUUCUGUGCCGACAUCUGCUUCUACUCACAGCCGGAGCUUACAGUCAGCUGGCAUGAACGGAAUAUGCUGAAAACGUAUCGCUACCUAAGGGACAAUGUGCCGCGGCUCAUGCUGAAUGUGGUGCCGGCGCCCAACUUACGCUUUCUGACCAAGCUUUCCGGCUUGCCGCCCAUCUGCCAGACCACGUUGACCUUUGAGUGCCCGUGCUUGAUGGGCAAGAGCAAGCAGCACCUGGAUUACUACGAGGCCAUCAUGAAACGUUGGAUUGCCAAGGACUACGAGAUAGCCAACAGGACCGAGUUCAAUACAGAUACAUUCACCAUCAAUGUGCAGCCGUUUUCGCAGUUCGAGGACUUUCCGCGCACGCGCUCGGGGCUGACGGACACGCGGUUCUUCUCCGAGGAUUGCUUCCAUUUGAGUCAGCGCGGCCAGGCCUCAGCGGCCAAUGCGAUUUGGAACAAUAUGCUGGAGAUGCCUGGCGAGAAGAGCGGCUUUAGCGUUCAUUUGUUUGAGAAGUUCAACUGCCCCACCGAGAAGCGUCCAUAUUUGAUCACCAGAGAAAAUAGCCGCGCCGAUUUUAUCGUCUAGUCCGACAGUUGCCUGCCUUAUUAUAACGAACAUCGACUGUGAUACGUCGCCUUAGUCUCGACCAUAUUUGUUUGUAGUCUUCAUUUACGCUUUUAUAAAUAAAC